AUCCGGGCGGCAUACGCUACCCGAUGCCGGGGUCGCCUACUCCACUUGGAGCUCGUGAGGAAGAAUAAUGUCUCAAAAGCAGAUGAAGGAAGCUUUUGUCAGUAACCUCAAUGGAACCACUGUGCUAGAAAUCACCCAGGGAUUGUGCUUUCCUGCAUUCUGUAUCCUGUGCAGAGGGUUCCUGAUCGUUUUCUCACAACAUUUGUGUUCUUUUUCACACACCUGGAAAACUAGAUUCUUCAUUGACUUUGUUGUCCUAGUAGUUCCUCUGGUGACCACUUUAACCAUUUUGGCUUCAUUUAUAUUCCUUGAGCUUCUCACAGUAAUUAUUGUUGGGGCAGGGCUGUUCUAUCAAAUAUACCAAAGGAGGACUUGCUAUGCCAGAGUGCCUGUCCAGAAAAUCCUUGAAGAAUUCUUGAAAGUCAGUCUAGAAUCAGAAUACGUUCCAGCUAUCUCUAGUUUCCGUGUAAUUAUCAGUGUAUUUACUGCUAUUGCUAUUUUGGCUGUGGACUUCCCUCUUUUUCCCAGAAGAUUUGCCAAAACAGAGCUCUAUGGGACAGGAGCAAUGGAUUUUGGAGUAGGUGGCUUUGUUUUUGGAUCUGCAAUGGUUGGUCUAGAGGUCAGGAGAAGAAAAUACAUAGAAGGGUCCAGAUUUGAUUAUUUUGCAAAGUCAUUGUACUCUGUUUGGCCACUAGUUUUCCUAGGAAUUGGAAGAUUAGUCAUUAUAAAAUCCAUAGGAUAUCAGGAACAUGUAACUGAGUAUGGAGUUCACUGGAACUUUUUCUUUACCAUGAUAGUUGUGAAAUUGAUAACAUCAUUGCUUUUGAUUAUUUUUCCACUAAAUAAAUCCUGGAUUGUAGCUCUCGGCAUUAUUGUAUCAUACCAGCUAGCACUGGACUUUACCCCACUGAAGAGGUUAAUUUUGUAUGGCACUGAUGGUAGUGGCACAAGGGUUGGUCUAUUAAAUGCCAACCGAGAAGGAAUAAUCUCUACCUUGGGGUAUGUGGUAAUACACAUGGCUGGUGUGCAAACAGGUUUAUAUGUGUCUAAGAACAGAUCACAUAUCAAAGACUUGAUGAAAGUAGUGUGUUUUCUUCUACUGGCAGCUAUUAGCCUCUUCAUAUCUCUUUACAUAGUUCAAGUAAAUGUAGAGGCAGUAUCUCGAAGAAUGGCCAAUUUAGCCUUUUGUAUUUGGAUAGUUGCUUCUAGCCUAAUCCUCCUUAGUAGUUUAUUACUGGGUGAUAUAAUUUUGAGUUUUGCCAAAUUUCUAAUUAAAGGAGCUUUAGUGCCUUGUUCCUGGAAACUUAUCCAGUCACCUGUUACAAAUAAAAAGCAUUCAGAAUCUUUAGUGCCUGAAGCUAUAAAAAAGGAACCCAGUCUUUGUUUAAUCACAGCUCUAAACAGAAAACAGUUAAUGUUUUUCUUGCUGUCAAAUAUAACAACUGGCCUGAUCAACCUGAUGGUAGAUACAUUACACAGCAGUACCUUAUGGGCCUUAUUUGUGCUCAAUCUCUAUAUGUUUACCAACUGUUUAAUUAUAUAUGUGUUGUAUUUGCAAGAUAAGAUUACAAAAUUUUAAUGAUGAAUGGGGUAGGAUGUAUCUGUAUUUGAGCAGUAGUAUUUCAAUGGGAUGGAAUAAAUUAAAUGCAAAGAAAAUAUGCUUUUGGCAACCCUGCGUUAACUAUAUUAUAAAGUUUUUUUGUUUUUGUUUUUUUUGAGUUGGAGUCUCACUCUGUUGCCCAGGCUGGAGUGCAGUCUCAUACUCACAGCCACCCCAGCAUCAACCUGCU
Messenger RNA from Carlito syrichta (Philippine tarsier), 1790 nucleotides. RefSeq names its product phosphatidylinositol glycan anchor biosynthesis class W (gene PIGW). Gene Ontology annotation, biological process: protein localization to plasma membrane; GPI anchor biosynthetic process. NCBI's taxonomy places the organism in Eukaryota, Metazoa, Chordata, Mammalia, Primates, Tarsiidae. Bases 68 to 1579 code for a protein of 503 amino acids. Gene Ontology annotation, cellular component: endoplasmic reticulum; membrane. Gene Ontology annotation, molecular function: glucosaminyl-phosphatidylinositol O-acyltransferase activity. The transcript has 2 exons. The record is from RefSeq and is a predicted model, not a curated record.